GCUGAAUCACUUCAUCCAUUUGUACCCAGAAUGCAAAGUGACACACCGAAAAACCUCAGCAGCCUCGAGCUCUCCAGGUUAUCAUGGCGAUAAGAGACACAUCCCCCCCUUGAGUCCCCGGCAGCGGCAGCGACGGCAACAAAAGCGGCUCUUUACCCUCCGCUACGUAAAAAACAAACCACACGCAACGGGUCCCAUGCAGCGGACUCUUACCCGGGACUGAGGAAAGGACACACAGCGCGCGAGGCACCGCCAUGGCAGCGUCGGAGCUGUACACAAAGAGGGCUCGGGUGUGGAUCCCCGAUGCCGAGGAGGUGUGGAAGUCCGCCGAGCUCAACAAGGACUACAAAAAUGGCGACGCCUCCCUGCAGCUCAUGCUGGAGGAUGGAACGAACAUCGAGCACAAGCUGGACCCCAAGACCAAGAACCUUCCUUACCUGCGUAACCCCGACAUCCUGGUGGGCGAGAAUGACCUCACAGCACUCAGCUACCUCCACGAGCCGGCCGUGCUGCACAACCUCAAAGUCCGCUUCAUGGACUCCAAGCUCAUCUACACUUACUGUGGAAUCGUCCUGGUGGCCAUCAACCCGUAUGAGACGCUGGGUAUCUACGGCUCGGACAUCAUCAACGCGUACAGCGGUCAGAACAUGGGAGACAUGGACCCACAUAUCUUUGCUGUGGCCGAGGAGGCUUACAAACAGAUGGCCAGGGACGAGAGGAACCAGUCGAUCAUUGUCAGUGGGGAGUCCGGAGCAGGAAAGACGGUGUCGGCCAAAUACGCCAUGAGAUACUUUGCUACGGUCAGCGGCUCCACCAGCGAGGCCAACGUGGAGCAGAAGGUCUUGGCUUCCAACCCCAUCAUGGAGGCCAUUGGAAAUGCAAAGACCACCCGAAAUGACAACAGCAGUCGCUUCGGGAAAUACAUCGAGAUCGGCUUCGACACGCGCUACCGUAUCAUCGGCGCCAACAUGAGGACGUAUCUGCUGGAGAAAUCACGGGUGGUGUUUCAGGCUGACGAGGAAAGGAAUUAUCACAUCUUCUAUCAGCUCUGUGCAUCAUCCCAUCUGCCUGAGUUCAAGAUGCUGAAGCUGAGCAGCGCAAACGACUUCUUGUACACCAGGCAGGGCCGGAGCCCGGUGAUCGACGGCGUGGACGACACAAAGGAGCUGUCCUCCACUCGAAAAGCCUUCACAUUGCUCGGUAUUAAUGAAUCCAAUCAGAUGGGUUUGUUCCAGGUCCUGGCUGCAAUUCUUCAUCUGGGGAACGUGGAGAUAAAGGACAGAGACUCAGACAGCAGCGUCAUUCCACCCAACAAUGGCCACCUGACAGCAUUCUGCGAUUUGGUGGGCGUGACCUACCAGGACAUGUCUCAGUGGCUGUGCCACAGGAAGCUGAAGACGGCCACGGAGACGUAUAUCAAGACCCUGCCCCGCCUGCAGGCCACCAACGCCCGCGACGCGCUGUCCAAACACAUCUACGCUAAGCUCUUCAACUGGAUCGUGGAGCACGUUAACAAAGCCCUAAUCACCAAUUUUAAACAACACUCCUUCAUCGGGGUCCUUGACAUCUACGGGUUUGAGACAUUUGAGAUCAACAGCUUUGAGCAGUUCUGUAUCAACUACGCCAACGAGAAACUCCAGCAGCAGUUCAACAUGCACGUGUUCAAGCUGGAGCAGGAGGAGUACAUGAAGGAGCAAAUCCCCUGGACUCUGAUUGACUUCUACGACAAUCAGCCCUGCAUCAACCUCAUAGAGGCCAAGAUGGGCAUCCUGGACCUGCUGGACGAGGAGUGCAAGAUGCCCAAAGGUUCCGAUGAUUCUUGGGCUCAGAAGCUCUACAACACCCACCUGAAGACCUGCUCGCUCUUCGAGAAGCCACGCAUGUCCAACCGCGCUUUCAUCAUUCAACAUUUCGCCGACAAGGUGGAGUACCAAUGUGACGGCUUCCUGGAGAAGAACAAGGACACAGUGAAUGAAGAACAGAUCAAUGUGCUGAAGGCCAGCAAGUUUCCCCUGCUGGUGGAGCUGUUCCACGACGGGGAGAAAGCCAUCAGUCCCACUGGUCAGGUCCCCGGCACCGGAGGCCGCACGCGCCUCAGCAUCAAACCUGAGAAGGGCCGCGAGAAGAGCAGCAAGGAGCACAAGAAGACUGUCGGCUGCCAGUUUCGUAACUCGCUGCAGAUGCUGAUGGAGACUUUGAACGCAACGACUCCGCACUACGUGCGCUGCAUCAAACCCAACGACUUCAAGCUGGCCUUCUCGUUUGAUCCUAAACGCGCGGUGCAGCAGCUCAGAGCCUGCGGCGUCCUGGAAACCAUCCGCAUCUCUGCUGCAGGUUUCCCAUCCAGAUGGACGUACCAGGAGUUCUUCAGCCGAUACAGAGUACUGAUGAAGCAGAAGGACGUGUUACCUGACAAGAGGUUGACCUGCAGAAAUGUUCUGGAGCAUCUGGUGCAGGACCAGGACAAAUAUCAGUUUGGAAAGACCAAGAUCUUCUUCCGGGCUGGCCAGGUUGCUUACCUGGAGAAGUUGAGGGCGGAGAAGUUGCGCGCUGCCUGCAUUCGCAUCCAGAAAACCAUUCGCUGCUGGCUGGCACGCAAGAAGUACCUGCGCAAGCGCAGCGCUGCCGUCACCAUCCAGAGGUUCACCAGAGGGUACCAGGCUCGCUGCCUGGCCAAGUUCAUGCGUCGCACACAGGCGGCCACCACCAUCCAGAAGUACCAGCGCAUGUGCGUGGAGAAGAAACGCUACAGACAGAAGCAGGCUGCCGCUCUGGUCAUGCAGACAAUCCUCAGAGCUUACAUGGCCCGGCAGAAGUACCGGGCGUUACUGCGGGAAAGUAAGGUGGUGAUCAUUCAGAAACGCGUCCGUGGCUGGUUGGCUCGCUGCUGGUACAAGCGCUGCCUCGUCUCCCUGGUCUACCUGCAGUGCUGCUUCCGCAGGAUGAAGGCCAGGCGCGAGUUGAAGAAGCUGAAGAUCGAGGCUCGCUCGGUGGAGCACUUCAAGAAGCUCAACAAAGGCAUGGAGAACAAGAUCAUGCAGCUGCAGAGGAAACUCGACGAGCAGAACAAAGAAAACCGACUGGUCAACGAGAGGCUAGUCGGUCUGGAGAACACCUACACAACGGAGAGCGAGCGGAUGCGUGGCGAGCUGAGCCGGCUCCGAGGGGCGGAGGAGGACGCCAAGAACAAAGGCCACCAAGUGACCUCGCUCCUGGAGGAGCUGGAGAAGCUGAGGAAGGAGCUGAGUUCCACACAGAAGGAGAAGAAGACCAUCGAGGACUGGGCGCAGACCUACAGGAGCGAAAUGGAGAAAAUGGUCUCGGAGCUGAAGAAUCAGAAUGGCUCGUUGAAGAAAGAGAAGGACGACUUGAACAGGUUGAUUCAGGAACAGAGUCAGCAGAUGACAGAGAAAAUGGCCCGUGCGAUACUAGAGGAGACUCAGCAGCUGAAGACCGAUCUGAACGAGGAGCGAUCUCGCUACCAGAAUCUCCUGACGGAGCACCUCCGUCUGGAGGAGAAAUACGACGACCUGAAGGAGGAGAUGGUUUCCUCGAACGUCUCCAAGCCCGGUCACAGGAGAACAGAUUCCACCCACAGCAGCAACGGAUCAGAGUACACGUACAACUCCGAGUGCACCGAGUUGGAAGAUGGUUCCCGUGCCACCGAGGAUGUGACACGAGGAAUCGACACCUCGCUGACCCUCAAGCUGCAGAAGCGUUUAACCGAACUGGAGCAAGAAAAGCAGUCGCUGCGCAACGAACUGGAAAACAAAGAGGACCAGUUCCAGCGGGCUAGAGCCAGGGAUGACGUAGAAUUUAAAAAGGCUCGUGGGGCAGAGCUGGAGUACGAGUCCCUGAAGCGUCAGGAGCUGGAGUCAGAGAACAAGAAACUGAGACAUGACCUGAAGGAGAUCAGGCAAAGCCUGGUGGGUAACGCAGCCACGGGCGCUGGGGCUCCGGGCUCCCCGGCCUACAAGGUGGUUCUGGAGCAGCUCAACGCCUCCUGUGAGGAGCUUGAGGUCCGUAAGGAGGAGGUGCUGAUCCUGCGCUCCCAGCUGGUCAGCCAGAAGGAAGCCAUGCACCACAAGGAUGAGAAGGAGACCAUGACCGAGCCGUCCGUCUACGUCGAGGAUGUGUCGAAGCUGAAGGACGCGGGUGAACUCAAGCAAGCUUACGUGGGCCUCAAAGACACCAACAGAUCUCCUAGGUUCACGCGUAAGCCGCUGGAAGUCAGCGAUCUCCUGAGUAGGCUGAGAUCUGCCGCUCCAGACUUCCAUAAGCUGAAUGAGGACGGAGAGCUGUGGCUGGUUAAUCAGGGCUUAAAGGAAACCAUCAGGCUACUGGAGCACCAGCUGCAGACUCAGCGGAGAGGUUACGACAGCGAGGUGGAGUCACUGCGCGGCGAGCUGCAGAAUGUCAAGGAGGAGAACAACCGGCAGCAGCAGCUCCUGGCCCAAAACCUGCAGCUGCCACCGGAGGCCCGAAUCGAAGCCAGUCUGCAGCACGAGAUCACCCGGCUCACCAACGAGAACCUGGAACUCCUGGCUGAAGACCCCACAGCAUCCCGAGAAGCUCGAGUCAUCAUUUUACGACGGAUGGUUGAUCUGAUGGAGCAGCUGGAGAAGCAGGACCGAACCAUCCGCAAGCUCAAGAAGCAGCUGAAGGUUUACUCCAAGAGGAUCGGCGAGAUGGGGGCGGGUCAAACCGAGGGACAGACGUCUCCGGGACAGAUGGUGGACGAGCCGAUUCACCCGGUCAACAUUCCUCGCAGGGAGAAAGAUUUCCAAGGGAUGCUAGAGUACAACAAGGAGGAUGAGCUCAAGCUGGUCAAGAACCUCAUCCUGGAGCUGAAGCCUCGCGGUGUGGCUGUGAAUCUGAUCCCAGGUCUGCCGGCCUACAUCCUGUUCAUGUGUCUGAGACAUGCAGACUACGUCAACGAUGACCAGAAGGUCCGCACCCUGCUCACCUCAACCAUCAACAGUAUUAAGAAGAUCCUCAAGAAACGAGGAGACGACUUUGAGACGGUCUCCUUCUGGCUGUCGAACACAUGUCGCUUUUUACACUGUCUGAAACAAUACAGCGGAGACGAGGCUUUCAUGAAGCACAACUCGCAGAGGCAGAAUGAGCACUGUCUGUCCAACUUCGACCUGGCAGAGUACCGACAGGUGAUCAGCGACCUGGCCAUCCAGAUCUACCAGCAGCUGAUCAAAUGCAUGGAGAACAUCCUCCAGCCCAUGAUAGUUUCUGGCAUGCUGGAACACGAGACCAUCCAGGGGGUGUCUGGGGUGAAGCCCACGGGCCUCCGCAAGCGUACGUCUAGCAUCGCGGACGAGGGAACCUACACCCUGGACUCCAUCCUGCGGCAGCUCAGCGCCUUCCACUCUACCAUGUGCCAGCACGGCACCGACCCCGAGCUCAUCAAGCAGGUGGUGAAGCAGCAGUUCUACAUCAUCGGAGCAGUCACCCUCAACAACCUGCUGCUACGCAAGGACAUGUGCUCCUGGAGCAAAGGCAUGCAGAUCAGGUACAAUGUGAGUCAGCUGGAGGAGUGGCUCAGAGACAAAGGUCUGAUGACUUUCGGAGCCAAGGAGACUCUGGAGCCUCUGAUCCAGGCCGCUCAGCUGCUGCAGGUGAAGAAAAAGACUGACGAGGACGCUGACGCCAUCUGCUCCAUGUGCCUGGGGCUCACCACAGCUCAGAUUGUGAAGGUCUUGAACCUCUACACUCCAGUCAACGAAUUUGAGGAGAGAGUAUCAGUGUCAUUCAUACGAACCAUACAGACUCGCUUGCGAGAUCGUUGUGAGAGUCCCCAGUUGUUGAUGGACACAAAGAUGAUUUACCCGGUCACCUUCCCGUUCAGCCCUUCAUCCCUCGCCCUGGAGACCAUCCAGAUCCCCAGCUCGCUCAACCUGGGCUUCCUCACCCGCGUCUAAUCGCAGGCCCCACAGGACACCGCACCAUCGAUGUAGUGGCCACAGUUGGAAUUGCAAGUCAAAAAAAAGAAAUCGGAUUCAUAUUCACAUAGUUUGAGCAAUUAUGUCCCCAAAAAAAUAAGUGAAGUUUCUGAUUCAAAACCUGGAUUAUAAAUCACUUAAAACAUCAGCUGACUGAUCCUGAACGUUGACACAGAGAAAAACCCAAUCACGCGCUGAACAACACACAUCUGUAAAAUACUCUGAACGCACACAUGCACGCCAACACUCAUGUGCACUUUCUCUCAUACAAAAUGCUCAAAUACACGUGACAUUCUUCUACCCCCCCCCCCUCGGUGGCUGCAGCUGGUUUAAUUCUGCAUCCGUCCACUGCUUGUACAAACGCCCGCGUCUUAGAGAAGCCACCGGAGCAGGUCUACGCCUCCGGUACUCGCUCUGCCUCGACCAGCUGGGUCCGCUUGACGACACCGGCUCUCCCCUUUCAGUGUUUCAUUUAGCUGACACACCCAGUUGGGCUGAUUUAAAAAAGAAAAAAAAAAAGAAAAUCUUGUCAUCAUCUAAUUUUCCUUUGAGAAUGUGUACGUAACAACCCGCGGGAGCCCUGACGUAGGUGUCGAGACCUCACAAACUGUAGUUCAGCUAUGAAUGUCGGGUCUAUGCUUCAUAGGCAAACCGAAAUGCUGCGUCGCAGUAGGAAGCCAGCAGAGUGACACCCCGCUAAAGUCUCUCCGUCCCAUGUGGAGGCCGCCUGGACCAUCGUCAUUACCCUCCCUGAACACAGUUGAGCCAAGACACAACUCAUCGUCUGUACUAUAUUAUUUAUACAUAUAUAAAUAUGAAUAAUAUAUAUCAUGUAUUUUAUUUAUUGCAUUCACCUCCGUCCCCUUGAAUAGAUCAGAAGCUUUCUCUUUGCAGUAAACAUGUCUGAUAUAUGAAGGCUGGGACCAUCGUCUCCCAGGAGCUUUAUAAGGGCCGUGUUUGGUCCAUUGUAGGCUGUUUAUGUCAAUAUCAGGUCAAUUAUGUAAUCUAGGUUAAGGAGUGCCGGCACAGGUGGUUAUUUGUUAGGUCACGUCUUACCGUAGGUAUGUCGCUCCCUCGUGUUUAUCCUGCAUUUCACGCGGAUGAAGUGUAGCACGGGUUUUAACUGAGAAGAGGUUCGGAAGGUACGCGGUUUAAGCUCUGAGAAGCGUUUAACCGGCUAACGUGUACGCCGUUUACAGCUGUGACCAGAGCUCACACACACACACACACACACAGCAGGACUCUGCUGCGUCGCCCGGGAGCUCGUCUUCAUUCUCCGGUCACAGCUGUACUCACUGCUUCCCAGCUGUUUUACUAUUAUCAACGUGGAAAAUAUUUAUUUCAGUGUCGUCAUUUUUCUUAAGCAUUGAAGCUAUGUGUAUUAUAAAGCCAUGUAUCACUGAGCGCAAGGGACAGAAAAGGUCUCUCUGAUGUUUCUCUCCUAUCUGUCCAGACCAGUGUCUUCUGCUUUAUUCCCAGAGGAACACUAGCUGCAGCUUAGGGGUCUGAUUCCUCUCUUGUCCUUCCUGCCUUCCUGUCCAGUGGCUAGGAAAGCCUUUUUAUAACCACAAUCAUUAGAUUUUGUGCAAACUGCACUUCUCCCACGUCUCAAUUUCAUGGGGUCACUGACGUGGAAAGAUAUUUUUGUCUCUUCCGUCCGGGUGCUGCGAUUGUUUUGGCUCAGAUACGCAGACUUUAUAUUAGCUAUUUGGUGCUUGCUUUCAAAAGCUGCGGGUGGCGUCGUAGCACAGAUGUUGUACCACAGUGUGUUGCACCACAAUGUGGCACAACAUCUGCACAGCGUGCGCUGCGGCCGCCGCCCUCGUCCAGCCUGCUGCACAGGCUCGGCUUUACCAGCACUGCUACGUACCGGAAAUGAACCCCAAUGCUUUUUGUUCGUUUAGUUCUUUGAACAGAGAGACCUAGCAGAGGGGCGUGGGAUCAUUUCCCGGGAAUCUGCCCGUGUCGUUGCAGAACUUUCCUUUGUCUGCGUCCACGUGGUCCGAGCUGCCUCGUGCUUUGCUGGCUCGCCCGUCGACUUCCCGCUCUGCCAUUAGUAUUAACAGUCUACCAAAUUUGCCUCUUGCCCUCGUGUGAACCUUAUUUUUUUGCCCGAUGACCUCAUCCUUUCACAGACUUUUGUUAAGGUGCUUAUAGUAUAUUGCACAUAGAAGAUUGUGAAUGGUCAUCAAAACUGGACUCACUUUGUCUUUUGAUGUCUGUUUAGUUUUAAACCGAACAACAGAAGGAGACUCAGGAAGUAUCCCAUAUGAAUUAACACUAAAAACACAUGUUAAGUGGAGUGAAGAGAAGGUAGUAGGUGAAGUUGUUUUGGGUUUAACUCGUAUUCUUCCAUAUGCUCUCGUUGGGACGACACGUUGUCAGUCCGUCUUCAUUAUAUCAUUUGGAUUAAUAGGUCGUUAAAAUGUAAGAGAAGCAGCGUAACUGAGGGAAUUAUUUAGUCACAUGAAUGUUUCACAUUGUGUAUCAGGAUUUUAGUUUCACAUUGUUGGACCAAGCCUUAUCUGAAUGAUUUGCUAUCUAAAUUACUUAAACACCUGAUCAAUAUUGUGACAUUGUUUUGUUCUUCACUGUAGUGAAGUGAAUAUAAAUAGUUAAAUGUGGUCAUUUCUUUAUUUCGAUAGGGUGUCCUUUUGUCCCAAGGUUGGUGUCACAGUCGGGUCGCACUGUUCAGCCAUCAGUCCAGAUGCACUUUUUCUUUUUUAGACACCGCUGGGGUUGCAGUUGGAUAAAUGAUGAAUAGACGAGGACUGUAAAAACCUCUUCCCAACACCUGUUUUUCUGACCUGUGACGCAUUAAUCUCCCUCUUCCACAUUCCCUCUGCAAGUCGGCGCUUCACUUUCUUAGUGUUUUUUUUGGUUUGUUUUGUUUCUUGCUGCUUUGUUAAAACUAGGAAUUAAUUCAAGCCACAGGUAAGAAGACAAACACCUCUCACCUUGGUCAGUCCAUCCUUCUGGACCGAUGUACCGAAGGGCGCAGAAAAACCCCAAUGACAAUAACCAGGGGCUCUCACAGAGGAGAACGCGCCAUUCCUUCACUCUGCGUUUCUACACGUUGACAUUAUUAAUGACCAUUGUUCUUAUCAGCACUAGCGUUGAUUGUGCCAUUUAAAAAAUGUCAAAAAAAUGUCAAAAAGUGAACAUCCAGUAAAUCAUGACCCCAGCUGUUGUGGUACUGGUGUGAAGAUGCUGAAACCGGUCCCAGAUGUUUCCUCCCUGACCCAAACUGGACUGUUAGUAGAUUCUGGUAGCUGUGCUUAGUGAAUGUGUUCACCGUUAAGGAACUUGGAAUAAAUUGUCAAAUCUGUAAAAGUAAAAUAAAAUAAUUCAGCACUG
Messenger RNA from Pungitius pungitius (ninespine stickleback), 9311 nucleotides. It is a transcript of the gene myo5aa, whose product is annotated as myosin VAa. Bases 255 to 5933 code for a protein of 1892 amino acids. The record is from RefSeq and is a predicted model, not a curated record. Gene Ontology annotation, cellular component: actin cytoskeleton; cytoplasm; vesicle. Lineage: Eukaryota; Metazoa; Chordata; Actinopteri; Perciformes; Gasterosteidae. Gene Ontology annotation, biological process: vesicle transport along actin filament; actin filament organization. The transcript is spliced from 43 exons. Gene Ontology annotation, molecular function: ATP binding; actin filament binding; microfilament motor activity.